AUGGACCUACCAUCAGCAAAGAGGCACUACAGCGAUGAAGAGAAGAGACAGCUUAUAGCCAAUCUUGACAUCGAAGGUUCACUUAUCUUGCUGUUUCUGCAAGCGCCAAACAUUGACAACAACACCCUAGUCGCGCAUCGUACAAGACAAUUUGAAGCAUGGCUCACAGACAGGCUGGAAAACUUUACAAUCCAUCAGGAGGGACAGGUGUCAAGGAUUCCAAAGCAAGUCCGUGCCAUGACCAUGCGAGAGUUUGGGGAGAAAUACGAGGGGAAUAUCCAAUCAGCCUUACGUGGGUUUCAGAAGGAACGGCUGGCUGCGGCAGGGGCGGAUGCCACACUGGGUGAGAUUGACAAAAGUGUAAGAAAGAGGAAGUGGGUGGCCAGUCAGGAGGCAGAAACCGAGGCAUCCGGGUCAAGUCAACCGAAGGAGACUGAUCAUCGAGCACCUAAGAAUGCUCGAACGCAAUUGUCGUCUCCGAAGAAAGUUGCUGGAUCUUCAACUGGACCUGGGACUGCUCAGCGAGCGCGGUUGCUAACCUCUCUAAAGACACGCCACACUAUGACCCGUUUACCUCCACCAUCGCAUAGUCCGCAAAAGCAUCGACCACCGUUCAACAACACUACGUCAACCUACAAUCCUCGGCCACCCUCUCGUCCAGCGUCGCCACUCAAGCACACAGCCUCAAAACCAAGCACCAACUCGCAUGCGCAACAACCUCGCGUCCCUUCCAGUUCAACCUUCAACCCCACCCUUCCUCCUAAGACGCCAGCAUUCCCUCCUCGGCAUGGACACGACGAUCAGACUACUACCGUAAUGCGAUUACCAAGAAAGGACGAAGAUAUGCUCAGCGUCAAUGGGUCACCUCUAGCUAAUCCAUAUCAAUUUGGACUAGGCUGGUUCGGGGGAGUUGAUGCGCAGAUGGAGGAAGACUCUCAGGAAGAGACCAAUGGUACAAAUGGUGCUCGCACUCUAAAACGGACGAAGAGUAGCAUAGUCAUUCGACAGGAUCCCUCGGUGGCAUUAAGUGGCCUUCAUUCACGGACAGACUCCCAAGCCAGUUUUUAUACGGCAUCUUCCCAGACGGCAACAUCCUCAAGAGAGGAAUUGCAAGCCUCCACCCAACCGUUCUCAUCUCAACAAACCAGUCUUGGCGCUUUCCGCUUUCCUUCGACGCGUCCGAAUAAUAGCGACACCACUACACCACGUCCUAUGACCAAACAUACGAGAUCAUUUUCCGCAUUGGUUGCUAUUCCAACAAAAGACGGCCAUCUUUUGGAGUUUGACCCUCUUCAAACGUCGCCUGGUGCCUUGGACGCGCUGGAGGGUAUCUCGGAUAGCGCGAAAAAGCAGGCUAAAGCAGAAAUGGGAAGGUUGAUACAAGCUACUGUGGACAAGUGGAAGAUCCGAUGA
Cyclocybe aegerita is the source of this 1413-nucleotide messenger RNA. The record is from the annotation of a GenBank genome assembly. NCBI's taxonomy places the organism in Eukaryota, Fungi, Basidiomycota, Agaricomycetes, Agaricales, Hemipholiotaceae.